UGCAAAGGGUGAAACAGUCAAAAUUGAUAGGAGACGACCCAAGCUAGGGCGGCUUUUUCUGAAAUUUUAUUGGUUUAAUUUUGCCCCUAAAUAGCAUUUGCCGCACGCUACGCCACUGGUUAAGAAUCUUCAAUUUUGAAAGUGUCCUUUCAACAGAUGUACCUAACUGAAACUGGCAGUGUAAGUACUAUUCUUAGCGCUAUUGCUGUGUUCGGAAAUAUUGAAAUCAAAUCAUUAGUAAAAAGAUAUUGUAUUUUUUAAAUAUUACGUGAUAACUCGCUAGAUUUGCCGCCCCCUAGGACGUGCCGCCCGCGUGCUGUGCACGCGCUGCUCGCCCGCUUACGGCGGGCCUGACUGUAUCUUAUCGAGCAUAUUCGGUGCAUAUCUCCAGCUAAUAAUAGAAGUUUUAUUUAAGCCAGUGGAAGGUAUCUGGCAUGAUAAUUAAGCUUAAGGUACGCACGUGCACACGAGCAUCAUUUCAUAACAUGAAAUCACAAAUUAAAACAAUGACGAAAACGAUUUCAACUUCAAAGUUGAAAAAUUACAAUCCAAAAAAAAAUGAUGAAGUUCCUUGGUCACAGCCUCAAAGUUUGAAGAACUAUAUAAAGUAUUUAUACGGCAUGGUGAUUGAAGUGCAAUGACCAAUGGCAGCCUUGCAGAGUGCGAGGUGCAAGCGGCGGAGUGCGGGGCAGGGAGAGGUUGAGCCGCUAUUGACAACGAUAACAGUCUGCACCUUGCACUUGCACAAAAUUUCGGACCUUCAUUGUUAAAUCAACCUAGAUGAUAAAUUAGUGAUGAAUCUCAUAUUGAUAGUUCUAUCAGUGGUGGCUUUAACUAAUUGCGAUGAGGGUCAGUUGCGGAAAGUACAUAUUGCACAAGGAGAUUUGCUCGGACGCAAGGACCCGGCCUUUGGACUGUACGCCUUUUAUAAUAUUCCGUACGCCAGCGUGCCAUCCGGACCGGACCGGUUUAAGGCUCCGCUCCCGGGACCAGUAUGGGUGCAACCAUUGGAAGCAGUCGAUAAAGGUGUCAUUUGUAUGCAGGCUCCGACAAAAUUCAUAGACAUAAAGUCUAAAACAGUGCAAGAGGAUUGUCUCGUUGCGAAUAUAUUCGUCCCGGACACUGAUGAGAAACGUUUACCCGUAAUAGUAAACAUACAUGGAGGAGGAUUUGAAAUUGGUUAUGGGGCCAUGGUGUCACCUAAGUACUUAGUACAAACUAAAAAAGUAAUUGUAGUCAACUUUAAUUACCGACUUGGAGUACAUGGGUUCCUGUGUCUGGGCACGAACGAUGUUCCUGGCAACGCUGGAUUGAAGGACCAAGUGGCACUACUCCGCUGGGUGAAGAAGAAUAUCGCUAGCUUUGGAGGCAAUCCUGAUGACGUCACACUGACUGGCGGCAGCGCAGGGUCUAUAUCAACUCAUUUGUUGAUGUUGUCAAAGACAGCAGAAGGACUUUUCAAUAAAGUAAUCCCAGAAAGUGGAGCAGCCGUGUCCUCUCUUUCGGUUCAGUUGGAUCCACUUGAAGAUGCUAAGAUUUACGCUCAAAUGUUAAACUUUACUAAUAUUGAAGAUUUUAAUGCAUUGGAAGACUUUUAUAAAAAUACUCCAUUAGAGUCAUUGCUCGUUAGUACACUCACCUUAAGAACAGAUUCUGUUUUGUUACACGCGCCGUGUAUUGAAAGCAAAACUAGUGAACAAAGUGUUCUAGAUGAUUCACCGUACAAUGUAAUCAAAAGUGGUAAUUACAGAAAAGUUCCUUUAUUAAUUGGGACUAGCAAUAUGGAAGGAUUAGUACAAAUACACAAUUUGGAAACCUGGAAAGUUGCUAUGAAUGAAAAGUUUUCAGAUUUUCUGCCCGCUGAUUUGCAAUUUGUCGAUAAAGAGGAAAAGGAAGAAAUAGCUAAGAAAGUUAAAGAAUUCUAUUUUGGUGACCAGCAGGUCGGUGAAGACACAAUAUUAACUUAUGUUGAAUACCUCGGCGACAUUAUGUUCAAUUUUCCUACUUUGAGAUCAGUCAAGCUACACGUAGAAUCUGGCCAUGAUCAAAUAUAUUUAUAUCAGUACUCUUUUGUGGAUGAGAGUACUCCGUUUGUACCUUUCACGAAGGUACGUGGUGCUGGGCAUUGUGCUCAAACGGCUGCCGUACUCGACGGAGUUCCUUUCGUAACCAAUGACGAAAGCAAUUUGACGGUGGAAUACAAACAAAUGAAAUCCACUAUCAGGGACAUGUGGUACAACUUCGCUGUACAUGGAACGCCUGUAUUGCAUGGAUCAUCCUUGCCCGCUUGGCCGGCAGCAGGUGCAGAUGGCAGUCCGCAUAUGUCUCUAAAACAACCAGUCCAGCUGGGUGGAACAUUCAUGGAGAAGAGGGCAAAAUUUUGGUUUGAUAUCUACGAAAGAUAUUAUCUGCAACCGGUGCCGUCAGCUCAGCAUUAGUUAGACCACUUAGAGCUGUGAUCAUAAGAUUAGGACGUAGUUUUUAAGAAUGUGGUUAAAUAAAAUGUGUCAUAACUUCUGCGUGUGUC
This is a messenger RNA of Helicoverpa zea (corn earworm), 2527 nucleotides long. Its product is annotated as para-nitrobenzyl esterase-like. The record is from RefSeq and is a predicted model, not a curated record. Lineage: Eukaryota; Metazoa; Arthropoda; Insecta; Lepidoptera; Noctuidae. The transcript is spliced from 3 exons. Bases 795 to 2438 code for a protein of 547 amino acids.